Molecule: messenger RNA, 5355 nt
Organism: Pogona vitticeps (central bearded dragon)
Lineage: Eukaryota; Metazoa; Chordata; Lepidosauria; Squamata; Agamidae
Gene: ILRUN
Product: inflammation and lipid regulator with UBA-like and NBR1-like domains
Biological process (GO): macroautophagy
Cellular component (GO): phagophore assembly site
Molecular function (GO): ubiquitin binding
Source: RefSeq, a predicted model, not a curated record
CAAGGUGCGUGGCGACGCUGGGGACGUCAGCGUGCCCUGCGUGCUACUCUCUUGCUUUCGCUCGCUGGCUGGCUGGCUCCCCCCUCCCCCUCCCCCCAUGCAGCUUUGAGGAGGCGGCAGUGGCGGCUCACGGGCAGCCCUGGGCCUAGUGGAAGGGGCCGGGCUGGCGCGGGUAGAGAAGCUCCGGUCGCCAUGGAGGGGAUGGAUGUGGACCUGGACCCCGAGCUGAUGCAGAAGUUUAGCUGUUUGGGAACCACCGACAAGGACGUGCUCAUUGGCGAGUUCCAGCGGCUGCUCGGCUUUCAGCUCAGCCCGGCUGGCUGCGCCUUCUUCCUGGACAUGACGAACUGGAAUUUACAGGCAGCCAUUGGAGCUUAUUAUGAUUUUGAGAGUCCAAACAUCAAUGUACCCUCCAUGUCGUUUGUAGAGGAUGUGACCAUAGGAGAAGGAGAGUCCAUCCCUCCGGAUACCCAGUUUACAAAAACGUGGCGGAUACAAAAUACAGGGACAGAAGCAUGGCCCCCAGGUGUUUGUCUUAAGUAUGUUGGGGGAGACCAGUUCGGUCAUGUGAAUAUGGUGAUGGUCCGGUCACUGGAGCCUCAGGAGAUUGCAGAUGUCAGUGUGCAGAUGUGCAGCCCUAGUACUGCUGGAAUGUAUCAAGGACAAUGGCGAAUGUGCACUGCCACAGGACUCUACUAUGGAGACAUCAUCUGGGUGAUUCUCAGUGUGGAAGUUGGAGGACUUUUAGGAGUAACACAACAGCUGUCAUCAUUUGAAACAGAGUUCAACACACAACCACAUCGCAAGGUAGAAGGAAAUUUUAACCCGUUCGCCUCUCCACAGAAGAACAGGCAACCAGAUGAAAACAACUUAAAAGACCCUGGGGGUUCCGAGCUAGACACAAUCAGCAAAAACACGUGGGGUUCUGCUCCUGACCAAAUUGAACAAGAUCAGACUGAACUGUCACAAAACUCUGUAAAUCUCUCCCCCAGCAGUCACUCGAACAACUUAUCAGUAGUGACAUACAGUAAGGGUUUUCAUGGCCCUUAUCCCUUUGGACAGUCUUAAAAACAAAAAACGGGUAUCGUCGAGAAGAAAUUUGCAAAGAACGGACUUGAGAGGGAAGGGGAGUUCUUGUGGCUUAUAGAAGAUACAGCAUGAACCCCCUUCUUGGUCUCCAUAUCCUGGGAUAAGAAGAAAACAAUAACUUAAGACUAGCUGUUUCCAGAAAAAAAAAACUAAAAAACUAAAAGUAUGCAUGUGUGAAUGCUGAAUUUCAAGAGUGCUGUUCAGUGCUAUGAGAGAGAAAAAUACACCAAUGUUUUUGUUUAGAAGUCAUUGUCACAGUUAAUUAGGUAGCUGAAAAGAAAUUUUAAGAAAAAAAUUAAAAUGAAAAAGCCAUCUCUUUUUAAAAAGAAAAAAUUAUUUUGCCUACAGAGUGGUUGUAGUCUGAGCAAAUGUUUUUUUUUUUUUGGUUUUGUUUUUUUGUUUCUUGUUCACUUUUCAAAAAGGGACAGCGUGCAUUUUUACAGAGAUAUGCUUGCUAUGAAAUGGAAGCUUGCUUGGCAUUUCUUGAUUAGUGCAGUCGCUGCUUCUAUGUCUGGUAGUAUUAAUUUCUAGCAGGAUCAAUAUCGAGACCCAUAAAUGUUAGUUUUUUUAAAAAAAAUCUGCUGUUGGCUUCAUUCUUCACGGCAUGAAAUGCAUUUGUCAUGUGCUAGUUGUCUUAUCGCUGAUAAAGUUACUUAGACUCAGUUUUACCAUUCAUGAAUGAGGUAAGUUGAUGCAGAGAGCGGGAGGACUGAAAUGAUGGAGGCUCCCCAUGUGCUAUGAAUGUGCACAUGCUCUGUUAGAUUUCCAGUUUUCUCUGGGUGGUUUAGCAUAGCCUCGUGUUCAUUAAUGUACAGUAACGGUCUUUGAGACAGUUAUGCAUGUAUAUGUCAGUUUUGUGCCAAGAAGAAAAUUUUAUUUUUAGAAUUGUAGAGUGCUGAUGAUUAAACGUCAUGUCACUUCUAUGUAAAUUUAACAUUUUCAUUUUUAUGUUAGGGUUACCAGUUUAUCAGGGAUAAAGAAACUAAAUUGCUUUGCAUAUAUGAGAGAAAGAAUGGUCACCUGCCACUCACAAUAAUUUCUUCUUUAUCAGCUCUUUUUGUUUUUGUAAUAUUGAUUUUCUUGCCUGGGCUCUUCGUGUGUUUGUAUGUGUGUCUCAAAGGUAAAGCUGUUUUAGGGUCUAGCUAUGUGGAGCCCAUGAAGAAUGAUAGCCAUAUUUAACUGAGGCCAAGCAGUCCAAUUUUAUUGGAAAAAGUAGCAGAGCCUGGUCUCUUGAAAUUCCUGGGUUCUGCAUCAGUGUAAGGCUUUGAAAGAAGAGGGGAUACAGGAGGGGGGUUCUGUCUAAUUCAGAAACUUGAACUAGGCCACAGCAGCCAUCUGCCAAAGAUAGAACAAUAUGCAAUGCCCCCUUCCUUUUUUCUCACUCAAAAGACCAAACUGCCUACUCUGUUUGUGUGAGAAAGUAAUGGAUGUGUGAAUAUGUAUUGAUGGGAGUAAUACAGAAUGCUGUAGGGCCCAUAGUAACAUACUUCAAGGUACCUUGUUUUAUUGGUUGAUAGAAAGGCCCUGUUUAAUAUUUGUGUUGAUCACAGUGUUCCUCCCCACUAUAACAUAUGGAUAGCACCGGUAAAGUCUAAACAGAUGUGGCUGGGAUCCUCCAGGCUAGCACUUGGGUAUUUAGUUUUCUAGGCUCAAUUGAGCAUCUGAUUUUGUGUUUUCGAUUUUGGAAAGUAUGUAUAAUUUAAUUUUGUGUUGCUAGUCUCCUUUGAACUGCACAUCAAUAUAGUUAUAAACUUCAGACAUACUACUUUAAGGCACUAAUCCUGAAGGAAUAAUUCAUGAUUUUGUAAGAAUUAGGAAGCACCUUCCUUUGCUUUUUGAGCUUUUUUCCAGCUUGGCUUUGGGAACUUUAAUCUUCUUAAGCACUAUUCUCCAAAUGCAAAAGAUGAUAUAGAACCUGAUUAUGUGUAGCAUUAUUCAUGAUUAUUGGUUUUAAUUACUUUUAAUUUUUCUUCCUGCUCUAGGCAAGCCACAUCCUUAGGGGUCAAGUAGAAGGAUGGAUAAAUGUGAUUUUCUGUCAGAGAGUGUAUAUUCUGAUAGCAACAUUAACAGUUUUAAAGUGGUGACAACUGGCAACUGCCAAACAGAGUCAAAAUAGCUUCAGUUUUAUAUGCAGAUCCGUUACUCAGACUUCAUCCCUCCAAGCUGCCAGCUCUUGUGGAGUCUGCAAGGAGAGAGCUGUUAACCUACUUCUACCUACCAUUCCCUUAUAGUACCAAAAGCUAACUUGUAACCCUCCAGUGGCUGUGAGUUUGCAGCUUGACAUCAGCCUGAGGCAAUGUUGCCAAAUGUGAGGGAUGAUGGAAGUUUCUGUUCCAAACCCUCUGGAGGGCCACAUAUUUCCCAUAAAUGUUUCCCAUAAGCAUGUGGAGGUAUGCAUUCUUUAGAAGUCACUGUAGAUGCUGUCGUCUCCCUUGAGUGCUACUCAACGAAAGAGUCCAAAAGUACAGCCAUUGCUCAGGCAGAUUGCAUUAAACAGUUGUCCUUUUAUUGUCAUUAGUUCCUGAGGUGUUUCAAAGGACAAACAUUGUUUUUUUCUCUUUGGGGAUGAUCUCUAUAAAUAAUUACAUAGGGCUCAUACAAGUAUGUUGGUAUUUUGAUAAAAGUAAUAAUCCUUUCAUUGAUGAAAAUGGAAAAAUGUUUAUAUUGCUCAUUGCUCUGCCUCUUGUUUCUUUUUCAAAUAUUCUUCCUAUGAUAACAAAAUAUAUUUUAUUACUUACUGUACUCGUUAGGACAUAGAUUUAAAUUCAUUAAUUUUUGAACUAUUUCAUGAUGAUUUUUGAGCUACAGAAAUGGAUGAUGACAAAACUAUGUUAACUGAUUAGGAUUAUCACUUUCAAAUGUGGAAAGGUAAGGACAUCUUUGUGACUAGGCACAAUGACUUUUUUCAGACACACGUAUUACGUAUCUUACAACUAUCAGGAAAACUGAUGGUACUGGAUGCCACUCCCACCCCCUUCAAGUGGAGAUACUGUGACUUCUACAGUUUGCAGCAGAUGGAAACUCAGUAGAUGUAGCUUUACAGAGCGUGGAUGUGCAAUACAGUAAUGAGGGAUAACUGCACUUGUAAAAUUGCUGCAUGUCAAAGAAUUUUAAAGGUACAAGCCUUUAAGAUGGCAAUACAAACUGGUGCUUAGGUUUACAUCCCUUUUUAAGCUGGCAUCACUCAACACCUUUUCCAGUACAGUCAUGAAGGGGAAAACUAUCCUGUCAAAUAUGGAAUUACAUGCAUGCUUAGAUUGUCACUAUUAGGUACAUUUGAAGGUUGUGAGUGGCUCUCAGAUUCUUGCAAUUAUAACAAAGCAAACAGUCCAUCCAUCUUUUAAAAUGGUGUAUGUGCAUCAACUUCUAUCUACACAGUUAUUAAGAAAAUGAUAUUAAUAAAACAAUCCUUAACUCCCUUUACCAAUGUAAUACAUCCUGCUUGGUCACGAAAAGAUGCUAAAUACUGCUUGAUCUGUGACCCUCUUCCUGAUCUUAGUAGUAUAGUAAACUACCUUCACUCUCCCAGACUUAGCCUCAUACAGCAAGUGCAGUUGGCUCUGUCUCCUCAUAUAUUUAGUGAUUUGUUCUGGAAGAAAAUAUGAUGGAUUUCCAGGGGGACAAAGUAACUGUAAAUUUAACAAGGGGAAGUUUUAGUUUAUCUUUCAUAGUGUUUUAUUUGCAAAGUUUUUAAAAAUGUAAACUUAACCAUAGCUCAUGUUAUUGGAAAAUGUGCUGGUACACCUCUGUAUUUGAUAAUAUGACUUAUAAAAGAGUGUCCACUCUUCCCACUGGAAAACUGAGCUGAUUUGAGCCCUCUGGCUGAAAAUAAACUCUGUCUCUGUUUGCAGAUGGGUAUCAAGUAUGCACGAGCAGGUAAAGCCUACGCUUUUGUGUUGAUUUGGGGCAGGGGAAGGUGAAGAGUGUAUCCUGAGGCCUCAAGGAUUUGUACUCAUCCCUCCCCCAGCUGCAGCUGAACACAUUCUAAAUUGCUAUAGGUACAAAUAUAGGUCAAGUUUUCUUAGGCUAAGAAAUGCACGCUGUCCCAUGUCUGGGUUUCCAUAGUUUUUUCUCUUGUAUGAAUGAGUGGUUGAUUCUGCAGCCUGUCUUUAUUCUCUCUGGGGGGAGUGCAUGUGUAGAGCAGGAUGGUGUGUUGCUUUAUUGAGUCUGGGAAGAAUCUGUGAUAGCACAUUGUGGGGGAAAAUAAAGAUGCUUUUUCCUUAAUGUAUAAAUGAAUAUUUGUAUGAUUAAAUUAACACAAAACAA